Puma concolor (puma) is the source of this 1718-nucleotide messenger RNA. It is a transcript of the gene ART4, whose product is annotated as ADP-ribosyltransferase 4 (inactive) (Dombrock blood group). NCBI's taxonomy places the organism in Eukaryota, Metazoa, Chordata, Mammalia, Carnivora, Felidae. The record is from RefSeq and is a predicted model, not a curated record. Gene Ontology annotation, molecular function: NAD+-protein-arginine ADP-ribosyltransferase activity; NAD+ poly-ADP-ribosyltransferase activity.
CUGAGAAAGUUAAGGUUGAGCUGCUGAGCCUGACCUUUAACAGGCCUUUGGAAUUCCCCCACACAGACUAGAUAAGGGAUUUUUUUUAAUGGGAAACGUAACAAGUUCACUUUAGAAUCCCUUUUUUGGUGCACAAAUCUGGCUAUUUCACAGAAAUAUCAGCUCUGCAAGUAAGUUGGAGUUGAUCUCUUCCCUCAGAAAACUGCUGGCUGGUAGUCAUCAACAAGAUGUGAACAAGGAAGGUUCCCAAAGGAGAACACUGAACACUCGUUUCAGGAUGAAGCCGCAAGAGCAAAGAAGUACUUUUAACACAAACAAAUACCAUCCAUUGACCAACAGAUGCAGGAGGACUCUUUUCCCAACUACUCCUACAGCCCCUGUGCUGAGAAUCUGGCUCCUUCCAAAGCAGCUUCCUCUCCUGAUGCUGUUCUCUGCCUUGCAGACACCCUCCGGGAGUUCUGAGGUUGCCAUUAACAUCAACUUUGACUUGGCACCAAAUUCCUUUGAUGAUCAGUACCAAGGAUGCAGCCAGCAGGUCAUGGAGAAGCUAAGUCAAGGGGAUUAUUUCACAAAAGAAAUAGAAACACAUAGAAAUUACUACAGGGUCUGGAGUAAUGCCUAUUUAACCUGGUUGAACCAAGAAAAAGAUCUCCCCAAGAACAUUAAUAUUACGCAUGCUGUGGCCAUCUCAGUUUAUACAUCAAACAAUAGCAUUCGCACAGACUUCAUCAGAGCCAUGGCCAGUGCUACUAGGACUCCACGGCAGUAUAAACAUUCAUUCCAUUUCAAAUACCUACACUACUACCUGACCUCAGCAAUCCAGCUGCUAAGGAAAGAGAUAGUGGGGAAGAAUAACUCAUUGUGUUAUGAGGUGCAUCAUGAGAUGAAGGGUAUCAAUUUGGAAGCCUACAGAGGUGCCACCAUCCGAUUUGGCCAAUUCCUCUCCACCUCCCUCCGAAAAGAAGACACACAGAAGUCUGAAAACCAAACUCUAUUUACCAUAUUCACCUGUCUGGGUGCACCUGUAGAAGAAGUCUCUGUCAAGAAGGAGGUCCUGGUCCCUCCCUAUGAGUUGUUCAAAGUUGUAAAUAUGAGCUACAACCCAAGAGGAAAUUGGUUGCAAUUGCAGUCAGCUGGGAACCAGAGCACAUAUAACUGUCAGCUACUAAAAGCUUCCAGCAAAAAGUACAACCCAGCUCCCAUGGUUAUUGCUUCUCUCUCCUUCUUGACCAGUGUCGUCAUCUCUUCCAAAAGUAGAGUAUAAAGGAACCUUGUGGUUUUGCUUUCUCUGUGCCCUUUUGCUUGACGCCAGCCAGGGCACCCUGAAUACCCUUGGGGAAUCACUCUGCCCAGUCAUCAACUGAUACAGAGCUGACUCAGCCCACUGCCUGUGAGUGGACCUGUAACUCCGUAUAUUUCUUCUCCUUGGACACAGAGAUUCAUACUGAAAUAGAAAAGGACCCAGCCAGAGCCAGUGAGAUACAAUCAUGGUAAUUUUUUGGCAUCAGGAUUGGGAGUGGGGUGGGAGCCUUUUUUUUUUGAGUGAAGAUUAAUGAAAGCAGAGUGAGUAGGAGCCUGGAGCUACUAAGCGCUAUCUUGCCACCAGCAGGGGAGACUCUAUCUCCUUGAGAAUGGAGCGAACACAAUGAAGGAAGAAUUGAGGAAUGAAAAGAAACCAUUUUGAUGAGAGUAAGUGAGCCCCUAGAUCCAAUUGUGCC